Messenger RNA from Lycium ferocissimum, 1107 nucleotides. RefSeq lists its product as uncharacterized. Gene Ontology annotation, cellular component: ubiquitin ligase complex. Bases 76 to 765 code for a protein of 229 amino acids. The transcript is spliced from 9 exons. Gene Ontology annotation, molecular function: cullin family protein binding; ubiquitin-like protein binding; ubiquitin conjugating enzyme binding. The record is from RefSeq and is a predicted model, not a curated record. Gene Ontology annotation, biological process: protein neddylation; positive regulation of ubiquitin-protein transferase activity. NCBI's taxonomy places the organism in Eukaryota, Viridiplantae, Streptophyta, Magnoliopsida, Solanales, Solanaceae.
AUAUAUUGAACAUUCUCUACACGUUAGAAACGUCCCCAAACCCCUCUCUUUUUCAAAUCAUACAAAGCAGUAAUAAUGCCUCGAGCAUCAAAGAGAAAAUCUGACUCACCUAAAUCCACUUCUGCUAAAUCUUCAAAAACUGAGUCUGUUAACGCUGCUUCAGGCAAGACAACGAAGCUCGGCAUCUCUGUCGAUAAUCUUUUCCAGAAGUAUGCCAAUAAGUUGCUAGGCAUGAUCGAUCCAGAGGGGAUUGAGGCACUAUGCUCGGAUCUUGGAGUUGAUCAUACAAAUGUCAGAAUUUUGAUGCUCGCUUGGAAAAUGAAAGCUGAAAAGCAGGGAUAUUUUACUCAGGAUGAAUGGCGGAGAGGCUUAAAAGAUCUCCAGGUUGAUACUGUUAACAAAUUGAAAAAAGCCCUGCCAAAAUUGGAAGCAGAGGUCAUGAUGCCUGAAAAUUUUGAGGACUUCUAUUCCUACGCUUUUCGUUACUGCCUUACCGAGGAUAAGCAGAAGUGUGUGGACAUCGAGAGCAUUUGUCUACUGAUUGAUCUUGUUCUGGGGCCCCAAUUCCGGGCUCAGGUUGACUCAUUUAGUGAGUUUCUCAAGAAUCAAACUGAUUAUAAGGUUAUCAACAUGGAUCAAUGGACAAAUUUUCUACGAUUUUGCCAAGAGAUUAGCUUUCCAGACCUUGAAAACUACGAUACCGACCAAGCAUGGCCUGUAAUUUUGGAUAAUUUUGUUGAGUGGAUGAAAGAAAAGCAAAAUUGAUCUGUGUGUGAUAUGAGUUCUUCGUAAAUGCUAACGAAUUUGAAGUGGGCGCGCUAUUUUUGCUGGCACGAUUCAUGACCAGCUGCACCAUUCAGUGUGAAGUUGGUUUUCUUUCUACUACCGAACUGCAUGCCUGAGGAGGGGUUGACACAUUUUUCUCAAGGGGAAUAUACCAAGUUUUUCCUGAUUUCGAUUUUUGGUUUUUUGUUUUCUUCGUACAAGUUACAAACGAAAUGUAUGCUACAUCUGUUUUUUAGGAUACUUAUACCAUAAAGGGGGAUAUCCUUUAUGGUAGUCAUACAUGUGAAUGGAGUAAAAAAAAAAACAGCAUCUUUAGUGAAA